GUUUUAUUCAAAAUUCGCAUUUCUAACAAUCUAAGGUCGAUACACUAUACGAAGAUCACCAUAGUCUGGGUUUCCUGUGGUGUUAUCACGGUCAGCGGAUGACAUAUUCAGAGGCUCGGGGGAAUACCCCCAACGUUUCAAAGCUAAACAGUAAUUGUCAUUUCGUUUCGACUUCUCUCGCUUAAGGAACAUGCCUAUUUCGCCUCACGAUUUACAGAGGGUUGUAGCAGUCCUUGCGGACGAACAGGAGCUAAAAGCUACAGUAAGAGGGGGUGUUUAUGGGGGAGUCAUCGCUGGUGUAACUACGUGUAUAGGAGGUUUAAUAGCCGGUCCCCCGGGUCUCGCGAUAGGUGGAGCGGUUGGCGGUGCUCUAGCUUUCUCCACGUCCUCAAACUUCAAGCCUGUUUCCCAGAUUAUCAAGGAUAUGAGCGCACAUGAUCGUCAGCUAUUGUACGACUACAUGAAGGAUAUUCUAGACCGAAUAACGGUUGAUGAUUACGUGGCAUUACUGGCGUUUUUAAGCGGAGGUCCUGGCCUAUUGUUAAGGCAGCAAUUGAUUGACAAAACUGUGGAUUUCCUCAAAACACAAAUGCAGGUACAAUUGACUUCGUAACAGAAAGACAAAAAGAUGUUUUAUCAAAGGUUAAUGGAAGACGAGAGCUUAUAUUGAAGCGAUUUUAACAAGAAAAAGCUGUGGAUAACACUGGAGAGGAAGGGAAGAAGCGUACCUAAGUGAAAGCGAAAGCACCAAAUAAUAAAAUGACACAUAAAUAUGACAAUAGAAAAGAUCCCAACAAGCAUACAUAAAUCACAGACACAAGUUAAUAAUUUGUGAUGGAUGCAGGCUUUGGACUAAAUGAUGAUUAGUAAUCGUAAGCAAAUAUUGUCAGCAUUUACAUUAUGAUUUUUGUCUACGGUGCCCCAUAGUAUUCACUGAUCACUCAAAAUAUCUAGAUGAUAAUUAAGUCAAAGUUAUUAAAAAUAGUUCAAUAUUUUUGUUAAACCUAGAAUUUUCCAGAAUUGUAAAAUUGCUGAAUUGUAGCCUGCGUGCAGCCGGAAAUAGUUCCAACUAUUUUCGGCUGCACACAGGCUAGCUGAAUUGCUUUUAAUAAAUCAGGAUGCCUUUGGACGAUCAGGCUGUCUAGGUCCCUAAUUGGUUCUUAUGUUUUCACUGAAUGUGGAGGGGCUUAAGGUGCCCUGCCUUUUAGGCUUCCUGUGGUUGUCUUUGUUUUCAUCGCAUGGCGAUUCCCAAUCACUUCGGGGCUGCAUGUGACAUGCCUAUUUCAGUAGAAAAAUGCAAUAUGGCGAUCACUUCAAAACAUGAUAACAAAAUAAAAACUCUGAGUGCACCAAA
Molecule: messenger RNA, 1354 nt
Organism: Nematostella vectensis (starlet sea anemone)
Lineage: Eukaryota; Metazoa; Cnidaria; Anthozoa; Actiniaria; Edwardsiidae
Product: protein C19orf12 homolog
Exons: 1
Coding region: 191-613 (140 amino acids)
Source: RefSeq, a predicted model, not a curated record